This is a messenger RNA of Mytilus californianus (California mussel), 492 nucleotides long. Its product is annotated as centromere protein X-like. The record is from RefSeq and is a predicted model, not a curated record. Gene Ontology annotation, cellular component: Fanconi anaemia nuclear complex; FANCM-MHF complex. Gene Ontology annotation, biological process: kinetochore assembly; resolution of meiotic recombination intermediates; replication fork processing. Gene Ontology annotation, molecular function: protein heterodimerization activity. Bases 127 to 369 code for a protein of 80 amino acids. The transcript is spliced from 6 exons. NCBI's taxonomy places the organism in Eukaryota, Metazoa, Mollusca, Bivalvia, Mytilida, Mytilidae.
GUUAGUGGCGGAAAAUUCGAAAAUCCUAGACACUAAUACACCUUAUCGCUAUUUUGUCAGAUGAGUAGCUUACCAGUGGAUGAGCACUGACAUCUUUUACUCUAACAACUUCUGUAUAAGAUUGCCAUGACUGAGGAAUACGGGGCCCUUUUUAAAAAAAAAACAAUACAGUGUAUUUUACAGUCAUUCUUCAAAGAUGAGAAGACAAAGAUGACUAAUGAAGCUAUACAUUUGUCCAGGGAGCUGAUUGGACUCUUUAUAACAGAGGCAAUUAUGAGGUCCUGCAAGGAAGCAGAGAAAGACAGCACUACCACAGUGUCAAUUGAACAUCUUGAAAAAAUUCUUCCACAACUUUUGCUGGAUUUCUGAGAUGGUAAUGCCAGAUGAUGAAUGGCUACCUCGUGGAUGUGUUAUAUGGACCGUUAGAGAUUAUAAAUUUCAUAGACUUAUGAUGUUUUACAUUAUUAUUAAAAAUAUUAUACUUUUGCUAAA